AUGACCCGGUGGGCUCUGCUGGUCCUGAGGUCUGAUGUUGGCAGAGUCCUGGUUGUUUCAGCGACCCCAAUCCCAGCCUUCCAGCUCCUUCCUCAGAACUGUCCCCAAACCACUCCCUUCCCUGUGUCCUCGAAGAGCCCUUCAGUUACCACCACAGGCCCCCCAGCUACCUGGGGCUUCCUAAGCUCUGGAACCCCGUCUGGACCACGCAUUGCCCUCUCGCUGGAUGUCCCCAUUGGCCUCCUACAGAUUUUACUGGAACAGGCCCGGACCAGGGCUGAGGAGCAGGCUGCCACCAACGCUCGCAUCCUGGCCCAUGUUGGCCGCCGCUAAACCUGAGGUGGGGGUUAUAAGGAUGGGAUCAGCCUUGAUGGAAAGACGUAGAGGAUGGCAACAGAGCUGGAUCAUACUAUAUCUGGGCAGAAUGCACCGAACACCACCGUAAUGGGGCCACUGCCAAGUGGAGUCAUAUCACAUCUGAGUAUACACAGUCAGGGGGGUCGGGACAGUUUGGACAUUGUUGUGUUGAUGUCUUGCUAUGCCUGUGUGCUCUACAGACUUACAGUAUGUCUGGAAAGUUUGGACAGUACCAUACAAGGUCUUGCUAUGUCUGGGUGCCCCACAAUCACAGAGCAUCUGGACAUCAUCAUAUGUGGUAACCAUCAUAUUGCAUUCAGAGCUUCAAUACGGGAGCCCAACAUUGCAUCUGAGACCAGUACAUCCAAGGCCCACAGGUUCAUCCCCCUCCAUAGGCCCCACACAUGGAAGUGCUGACUGAGGGUCACAUACAUGUUUUUGCUUCAUGAGGCAGCACCUAUCCCAGUAUGGAUAGGGCUGUCAGGGGCAUCUGAGACAUAAGUGGUUGUACACAGAAAGUCCUGACCACAGUGUCUUAUCUUGUGGGUGUGUAUACACAUGUGGCUGAGUCUCUGUGUGCUGCCAUUUGCAAAACUGACAUCUGAGUAUGUGAGCAAGGUGACGGGGGAAGGGGCAAGGAGGAGUGGGUGCUUGUCCUCCAAACCUGCAUGAAGCACACAUACCACACAGCUGAGCAUUGUCUUUCCAUAUCCAGCUUUGAUUCUUGGAAACACAUGAAUUGGGAGAGGGGGUUUAGUCUGCCAAGUUCCAAUCUAACUAUCCAGUCCUCACCAAAUUAUCCUGAGCAAAGGUAUUCUGUAAAGCAGAGUGAUGCCACCAAGCUUCAUGGGAGCAUUGAGUGACAUAGGGUACAUGAAGGUUGUGGCUGCAGGAGGUGCUUAAUAAAUGUA
Molecule: messenger RNA, 1268 nt
Organism: Sciurus carolinensis (gray squirrel)
Lineage: Eukaryota; Metazoa; Chordata; Mammalia; Rodentia; Sciuridae
Gene: Ucn2
Product: urocortin 2
Biological process (GO): cellular response to nutrient levels; adenylate cyclase-activating G protein-coupled receptor signaling pathway; digestion
Cellular component (GO): extracellular region
Molecular function (GO): hormone activity; corticotropin-releasing hormone receptor 2 binding
Source: RefSeq, a predicted model, not a curated record